This is a messenger RNA of Apis mellifera (honey bee), 1810 nucleotides long. RefSeq lists its product as uncharacterized. Gene Ontology annotation, biological process: protein refolding; response to heat. Bases 116 to 1585 code for a protein of 489 amino acids. The record is from RefSeq and is a predicted model, not a curated record. Lineage: Eukaryota; Metazoa; Arthropoda; Insecta; Hymenoptera; Apidae. The transcript has 4 exons. Gene Ontology annotation, molecular function: protein folding chaperone.
GCUGUCGGCAUACGCUGUCAGUAUACAGAGAUCGAGUGACGAGUGCGCACGUAUUUCCGCAUUGAUAACAAAGUUAAUUCUUUCAAGAAAGUGUGAAGAAAAGUAGAAAUUCAAAAUGAGGAGAGGAAUGACAUUAAUUCCAAGAUUGUUUUCCCAUUGGUGGGAAGCAUUGGAACAACCACAUCGAUUAUUGGAUCAACAUUUUGGAAGAGGAUUGCGAGCAGAUCAACUUUUUCCUUCGAUACCAUUCAGAUCAUUUCCUUAUAAUUUUUCUCGACCAUGGAUAGAUUGGGAACGAGAGGAAGAUUGUGGUUGGUCCAUAAUGAGAAAUGACAAAGACAAAUUUCGAGUGAUUCUUGACGUGCAGCAAUUCAAACCAGAAGAAAUAAAUGUCAAAGUUAUUGACAAUUUCAUUGUUGUUGAAGGAAAACAUGAAGACAAGGCAGAUGAUCACGGUUUAAUCUCCAGACACUUCGUUAGAAAAUAUUUAGUACCAGAUCAAUGUGAUCCUGAGAAAGCUGCAAGUAGUUUGUCUACAGAUGGUAUUUUAACGAUAACAGCACCAUUAAGACCUGAAGCUGCUGAAAGUAAACGGGAAAAAACUAUAAAAAUCGAACAAACGGGGAAACCUAUGGUAGAAGAUGAACCUGAAAAAAUAAAACAAACACAAGUUCAAACUGUUGAACGUCAAGUACAACUUGGAAUUUAUCUUUAUCUGCCUGAACAGUUGAACUGCCUCUGUCACCACGAAACAGUUCAGCCCAAUUCGGUCUGGAGAUAUAAACGUUUCCUCUUCGUGGUUGUAAACAUAACUCCAAUCGGCUCGGUGAUAACAAUUGUUCCGGAUAAAGGCCUAAUCCGAAAUUCUGGUCCAAGAGGCGGUGCGGGCGAUCCAGAGUCUCCCACCAAUCAGAGAAUAACAAAGAUUUAUUUUGAAAUUAAAAGAAAAACAAUGUCUUUUUUGCCGGUACUUCUUAACUGGGGGGAGGAUUUGAAGACACCUUAUUAUCCCUUUGACCAGCUUCUUGGACUUCCAUUGAGUUCUGAAGAUUUAUCAACAUCUUUCUUUCCUGACGAUACUGAUAUUUUAAUGCUAAGACCUCGUCGCUGUUUUCGCAGAUAUCAGCCUUAUAAAAGAAUUAUAGAUCGUACAUCCAGUGGAACAUCUACAAUACAAGCUGAUAAAAAUAAAUUUCAAGUAUCAUUAGAUGUUCAACAAUUUGCUCCAGAAGAAAUGACUGUUAAAGUUGUAGGAAAGAAUGUAGUUGUCGAAGGCAAACAUGAAGAAAAACAGGAUGAACAUGGAUGGAUAUCCAGGCAUUUUGUACGAAAGUAUAUUGUACCAGAACAAUGUGAUAUUGAUCAAUUAAAAUCAAAUUUAUCUUCUGAUGGAAUAUUGAUGAUCACUGCACCAAGAAAAGAGAUUGAUCCAACAUCAAAGAAUGAAAGAAUUAUUAAAAUUCAAAUUACAGGAAAACCUGCUUUAAGAGAUGAUACAAAACCAAUUGAAAAACAAAAGGAAAAUCAAGUUCAGAAGAAUCCCAUAUCACAAAGAGGACAAGAACAUAUAGUAAAAGCUGCUUAGGAAAAUAAUUUAUUGUAAAAUUGUUAUAACAACAAUUUUCUUAGUAUUUUAUGUUGCAUAUAUAAUUAACUUAAAGCUCAACUAAAUUCUUUAUCUAAAUCUAUCUUAUAUUUUCUAAUAAAAUAAGCAAUUUAAUUUUAAUUUUUCAUAUUUUAAAUUUAAGUGUGAUCUAGUUGAAUAACAAACUAAAUUUGUAAAAUAAACAUUUCUCAUUUUUAUAAGUUA